AUGUAUGAGGACAAAGAUAAUCCAUGUAGUGUCACUGGAGAAACUGAAAUAAUUUAUAGCAAGUUUGUGAAAUGUCGACAAGUAUAAAAUACACUCUGGAGAUCCUUUAAUCAGUGUGUGUGUUUAAUCUCAAAGAAAUGGCAUGAGAAUGAACUGAUAUAGAGCAGCAAGGGCAAAAACAGUCCACACAGGUUAUUUCCUCCUUUGCGCGUUUUUCGUGUAAUUUAAUGAGCCAGUGAAUUUGGUAAACAUGUGAGCGAAGCAAGCAAACGAAAGCGAGAGCGAAGGGCGCUGAUGACAUAUUAAAUUAAUUGGUAAAAGCGAGGAGAGUUUGAGCCCUCGUUCCUCGAGGCUAAGCCUCUUAGUCCCAUCGCGCGUGCUCUCUACUGUGCCCAAAAGAAAAAUAAGAGACCGCUCGCAGUCUUCUUUAAACGCGAGCUAGCUAGUGAUACAAAGGAUCAAAAUAUCAAAACUCAUAAGAAUAAAAAUAUUACAGUAGUCGAAUUCAAGUUGUCAUUUUUUCUUCAGCGUGGCUGUAAAAUAUUUGGGGUACAGUAAAACUGUUCUUUACACAGAUUUUGUUUCAGAGUUAAAAUAUCAGAGGCACCCAACGAGGAUAUAGUUCAAAACCAGUUAACAUAGCAUUGUUGAACGUAUUGUAGUCUUUAAACGGUAGAUAUAGGCAUAUUUUUAUCCCCUAAAAACUUUUCAUCUGUUCGGAUUUCCCAGCUGAAAGUCCAGUGAUCCGAAAAUUAUAGGGAUCAAAAUUUACCUUUUCGAAAAUUUCAGCCAGGAAAAGGCUCCCGAAAAUUCUAGGUGGCCUUUUUUAGGGUGAAAAUCCUUUAAAAAUGGGUAAUUAUACCAUUUUGUAGAUGUUCGGAAAUCCUAGGAGAGGCAGGCAAGCGAGUAAUUUUACAACAAAUGUUUCGAAAAUUCUAGAUCUCAAAUCGUCUUCCGAACAGAUAUUUCCGAAAAUUGCCGUUGGGUGCCCCUGAAAUAUUCCUGUUUGCCGGCGUAAAUUUGCUUAAGUUUUCAGCAAAGGGUCCAAAAUUUGUGCGAAUUAAACAUAGUAAUAAAAAAAUCGGAAAUUGAUUCAAGGGUGACAAUUGCCCAUGGGCAUUUAUCGGGCAAUGUGAUUUUUUUGAGUAGAUUCAUGGAGAUGCCCCUUUGUGGUCAGGAGCAGAUUUAUGCACGAGCAAAAGAAGCAAAAGCUGAUUUUACUGCUUGGAACUGAGUGAGCCAUUAAACGCCCGAAAUUGAAAUGUCGGUAAUUAUCAGAAACUUAAGUGUAAAUUACGUAGCUGGCGAUUAUACCCUCUUUUCUAUUAUUUUAUGUUUCCUCAGGGUUGUUCCUUGCCGACAUUUUAUAUAUUUUGUUCCUGUACCCCUCCGCGGGGAGGGAGUAUGACUGUUUCCCCCCUCCAGAAGAAAAAUUCAAACGCCUGUUUGCGCGCAGGUCACUGUAAAUGCGAUUUCAUAAUUUUUAACUAAACACCCACUCCUAAAACCAACUGAGAGUUGUCGUCAGCAAGGUUAAAUCCUGCCCUUCCCUGCCUUACCAAUUAGAUCGUACAGCGGUUUCCUUAUGUAGCAUGCGCAUGAAGUUACAAUGACGUCACCCUUAUGUCCCUAAGCUCACUCUGUGAUUGGUUGUUUCAAACUAAGACCUUCAAGGCGGUUUGAUUCAAGAAUAUUGUUGUCCGACAUAUUGAUUUUCGAGCUGUUGUUCGGAAACAUUUUCGUGAUUUUCCAUGGUGAAGAACAUCUGUUUGCAGUGACCAUGAAGCCAGCGUAAGUAAGAAUCACAUUUUGUGGAUUGAUGUUGACAUUCAAAAGUAAACUAACUUGCAUCUUUCGUUUAGUCCGAAAACCCCUUCUUCGACGAAGACCCCGCGCGGUGGCAAGACACCUAGAAGACCGGCGGUCAACAAGUUGAAGGAUCCCGUGGAGGUAUAGAAGCAAGAAGAUAUCGUUAUUUUUCAUAGGUCACAGGUUUCAAUUUUAUAGAGUCGGUUUCAGUAGAUGAGUUGUCAAGCGGCUUAUAGCUUAACUAGGUGGUCUUACAGAGUGUUGAUUUUAAUUUAUUUUGUGGUACAACCUACACUGCAUUUUUAAGUUUAUACAUGAUGUAUGUUAGAUGCAUAUAAGCCUAAGCCUUUAAUUAUGUUUUUCACACGAAAAGGCAUCCUGAAAUACUAUUAUUAUAUUACAACUAAGGCAAAUAAAUCGGAACAGAUUGGUUUUCCAGUUUAGCAGUGUUUUGAUCCCUGAAACGAUCCCAGAAUCAACAUAUCGGGUUUCUGUUUUGUUCUACUAAAAUUUGUCAGGAACGUUGCUCUUUUUCCAGCCCGGCAUUUAUUGGUAAUACACUUCGACUUCAUCACACCAAAAGUCGAUAAGUAAUGUAAAUGAUGACCAUAUGUCAUCUUAUGAGGAGGUGAUUUGGAAGUCGUAUUUGGCCUGGUAUGUGUUUGUAAAUUUCUCAUGGCCUCUUCACUGCAUGCAUUUUUGUGAAGGAUAAAACAAUGCUGAUUUUUGACGUUACAGGUUUAUUGCCGAAUUCGACCUCUUGGAGACAAUGAAGAAGAGUCUUGUGUACAAAUCAUUAGUGACACGAUAUUACAACUCACCGCACCAAAGGUAUUUUUUUGUUUAAUUAUUUUAAAAGAGUAUUUCGCAGGAGUCAGAGUCGCAAUCAGAAGCAUAUAACUUUAUGAUCUAGUGAAAACAGAAUUCUGUUUCGACUGAUUCCGCUUAAAAACUCUGUCAUUUACGUUCAAGAGAAAACUGGGUUGUCGGAGUCGCAAGCAGAAGCAGAAGAACUAAACCAAUCACAAACCACAGGAACGUGCAUUGUGAUUGGUUUAUCCUUCUGCUUCUGCUUUGGACUCCGACAGUGUGGUUUUCACUAGAUCUUAAGUGGAACAUUAGAGAAGGAAUUGGAAGCGGAGUCGCAAGAAAAUGGAAAUGUUUGAUUCUUCUGACUCCAAUUCAUCGCGAAAAUGAAAUAAAAUAAAGACAAUUAAUAAAGCAUCUAUAGCUGUUGAGUCUAGGGAAGUCCUGCUUGACCCUUCUCUAUUUCUAGAUCCCUGUCCUUAACAUCGAAGUUCCUCCUUCUCGGGGUUCUCGAUCCCCUUAGGCAUAGCAGCGCGCUCCGCAAAUUUGCAAAGGACACUUUCGCCCUGACCCAUGAAAUUGUUGUGGCGUAGCUCUCUUGCUUUUUUGCAGAUAAUAGCUCAGCUAAUCUUGAGUGGUAUCUUGGGCAUUCGUCAGCCAUCCCUCCGGUCGUUAUAAAUACUAGUGGGGUGAAUGUGCCUUGCUCUAUUUCUGUGACGCAGGAGUUGUAUUUUCGCUUCUUUUCAUUUUCAUGAAUCCUGUAGAUUUGCUUAGGGCUAAGAUCUCUAUACGAGUGUGCAUUGGGAUGACACACCCUUAUAUUGAAAAAUGCAGCCCUCUGUCGCUCCCAGAAACCCCGUACAGUGGAUGUCAAGGCGUGCAUCAGUGGCUUGGUUAGUCCCUCUGGCAAGCUCUUCGCCCGUAUUAUUUUUAUUAUCAUUAUUAUUAUUAUUAUUAUUAUUAUUAUUAUUAUUAUAAGCCAGUGUACUUUAAUACUGUGCUUGACUUGCUUGUUUUGUCAACUUUAAUACUUUUUUUUUUUUAAAUAUUUUGUUGAUUCUAUAAAGCACACUUGUCUUAAUUUAACAUAGUAAGCAUGUUGGAAAAAAAAGGUGCGCCAUGAAACCCAAAAAAUUGGUGUCACAUCACACUCCCCAAAGUGGCCACCUCUCUUCAAGGACCACUUAUCUCCAUCCCCAAGGAGAUUGUUCAUGGCGGCCCUUGGCUAAUAAAUAUAACAGUUCUUUGUCAAGUCAAAUGUAAGGCUCAAGAUAAUGUAAAUGCCUUGUUUUGCAGAAUUCAGCGGGAUACAAAUCUGGCCACAGACUAGAGGUAAUUAAUGUGACCUAACUUAUGUAAUAACUUUCUACAACUUGGAGCAGGCUGCUGUAUGUGGCGUUUGAUGGCUAAGUGUUUGAUCGUAUUCUGAUAUUUUUUUCUUACAGUUGGUCAGCCUACUUGAUAAGUGUAUUACAAUACUAAAUUAAAACAACAUUUAUUGCCCUUAAACUCACGUUACAUUUUUCCUCUCAAAUGUUCUGGCAGACUCAGCAUACCUUCCAAAAGGUUUAUGAUGAAAAAACAACCCAGAAGCAGCUGUUUGACAAUGUAGCAAUGCCUUUAGUUGAUGAUGUUGUCCAUGGGAAAAAUGGUAAGGAGUUUUUUACUUCUGAUCUCCAAAAUAAUCAUUUAUUAAUAAACAUAUCUGUCUGAUUUCGUUAAAAGGUGGCCACUGGGUUUUCGCCUCCAGGCCAGUCCGGUGCCCAAAAAUGUAGGGCGCUUGACGUCUUGGUUGGUACAGCUUGAUAGCCCAGGGACUGCCCUAACAGUGGGUGGGUGGGUGGAUCAGGCCUUGGGGUCAAAACAAGUGGGGUAGGGAGGGGGCUGUUUUGACACAAUCCCUUCAGUAAGCAACAGUGUUCAGUGCAGGCUUUGACGGGCGAGUACCUUGGUCUUAAUUUGCCCCAGCCCGCUGAAUUAGGCCUCUGCUGAGAAUGAUUAUCAUGAUAAUUGCAGAGCUCAGUGGGAGGUGCAGACAUUCACCCACUGUCCUGGGUGGGGAGGGUUAAAGUCUUGGUAUCAAGGACGCACUUAGCAUAGUACCUUUAGACACUCACUGAAGCCAUGUUUUCAUAAAUCCAGUCAGAUAUCAAUUAAAGUUUAUAUCUAAUAUGAACUUGAAACUUUGCUACAGCUGUAAUACUGUAUGUAGUUGGCUCUUCUAUAUUUUUUACUCACAGGCUUAGUAUUUGCAUAUGGCAUUACUGGCUCUGGAAAGACACACACUAUGACUGGGACACCAAGUGACAGCGGCUUGCUUCCAAGAUGUUUAGAUGUUAUCUUUAACUCUAUUGGAGAGCUGCAAGCACCUAAAUAUGUAAGUUUUGAACCAGCUAUAUUCGGUGAGGUUACCAGGAACUGGUUACCAGUUAAUAAAUGUAUUGGACCAGCUUUAAGAACAUUUUGAAGACCAGCUGGAGUAAACAGUGAGGCUUUCCAGCUUGCCAAAAAUUCUUUUUGAACAAAAAACUGUGCAAAGAAUGACUUGCACAUGCCAUAGCUUGCACAGAUGACAACACAACACACAAUCACUUACCUUGUUAACAAAUUCAAAAGUUGUUCUUUUUAGAUUACAGUAUAAAACUCGUGGUAAAAAGUUCAACAACAGCAACAACAUUUAUUGAGCCGUUACACACACGAGAGAUGAAAUUUACAUCCAAUAAAAAUAAAAGCUAAAAGUGGAGUUGGCUUCCUAAAAUAACUAAUAAGUAGCAAGUGAGUUUUGAGUGCACUUGGGGGGAUUGCUAAGCUCAAAAGAACUAGAGGUUUUAGCUUGUUGAUGUCACCAGCAUGCUCAAUGGGGAUAUGAGAGCAUGCUCAUGCUAUUGAAUUUCUUCAGGCGAAUGUCCUUGCUGUUAUAAAAUUAAUCAUGUUUGCUGGCUUCUCAACAUUUAUGUGUAAGACAAAGUUUAAUAAUGACAUUUAAGAUUUUGGCCUUUGCCGCCUGCUAAAAACAGUCUGGUUAAUAUUCUGCCUACUGUUGUAGGCAGGAUGACGUGGCUGUAUUUGUUACAAUUAUGUUGUCUUUAAAUUCCUCCUGCAAGGUUUUCAAACCGGACAAAACAAAUGGUAUUGAAAUACAGACUGAACUUGAAGCUAAGCUGGAAAGAGAAAGGCGUGAAAAAGAAGCUGCAUUGCAGGCCCCACCUCCAAUGCCAGGAUCAAGAAAUAGGUACAAUAAAUAGUAAAAUUAUUGUCAAAGUUUUUUUUUGUCUUGUCCUGGGCCCUGUUGUUCAAAUGUUAGGCAACAACCUUGACCUUUUGACCAACUGGCAACCUAAACUCAAUUUCAGUUUGUUUGUCUGACGUGGUGGCUUAGCCAGAUAUCAGUCCUUUUAAGAAACAAUUUACAGCUGCUGUGUGCGCCAAAAUAGUAGUAAAAAGCUGGUAGAUCAAGUUUGAAAUAGACAUCUGUACGUACAAGCCUAUUCAUAUAUAACUAGUGAAUUAACAAAGUUUGUGUGGGGUAUAAUUGAGUUGCUUUAGAUUUUGUAUUUUGUUUUUGCUUUCAGAAAUGCUGAUAAUGAUUUUGCUGAUGUAAUAAGAGUCCCUGAAACAGGGAUUGUCAAUGACGUGAGUGAAUGAACUUUUUGGGUAGUUGUUCUAACAUGUAGUUUUGGAUUAACUUUCUUUCUAAUUAUUUGAAUGCAGGUGGAUGAAGACAACAGCUAUGCAGUGUUUGUCUCUUAUUUUGAAAUUUAUAACAAUUAUGUUUAUGAUCUUCUUGAUGAGACUCCAGUGGACCCCAUCUGUCCAAAGUAAGUCCAUAAAAAAGUUUGGAUAGUUUUAAAUGUUGCAGAAAGUUUGUCAAGAGUCUUAUUUGUCAAGUUAUAAGUCAGGUAUGGGUUAGGCACAGAGGAUAGAGUUUGGGUUAGCCCAACUUGAACUAAUCAUGGUUUACAUUUGGUUCUUGAAAUGUUGUAAUAAUAACAUAAUAAUGACACUUAUUUAUACUGCACAAAUUCAGCUAUACAGUUUUCAAUUAAAAAUUACACGAAUGAAUAAUUAUCUAGUCUAUAAAUUACAACAUUAUAUCAGAAAAAGCUUUUUUAAAAAGGUGAGUCUUCAAAUUACGUUUAAAAACUUCAAAAUCGGAGGUGCAUCUAAGAUCUAAUGGAAGAUUAUUCCACAGUUUUGGUGCAGCGGCUACAAAGGCUCCAGUCACCAAGAGUAGGGAGAGUCCUAAAGUUUGGAUUUGAAAGCAGUUAUUUGUUAUUUGAUCUGAGGCUAUAGGAAGAAUUAGGUUUAAAGUUAAUGAGAGAUGAUAAAUAAUUACAAGGUGUUCCAUGGAUUGCUUUGUGAGUGAUUAUAAUAAUCUUAAAUUCCAUUCUAAAUGUUACAGGCAGCCAGUGUAAUUUGUAUAAUAUUGGUGUGAUAUGGCAAUACCUUGGUGCUAGAUAUAGAACUCUUGCAGCUGCCUUUCGAACAGGAGUUUUUUGAAGAAAUCGCUUAAGGGAGUAUGCUACAGUUUAGUGAGGGCGCAGUGGGGUAGUCCGUAUAAAAGUGAGUUACAAUAGUCCAAUCUGCUUGUGAUGAAAGCGUGGACUAAUUUCUCGGCAGAUUCUAUGCUUAGAUAAUUUUCUGAUGCGUCUAAUAUUGUGUAGAUGAAAAAAAGUACUCCUACAAGUUUUGGUUAUGCUAAAAUUCAGGUUGAAAUGGCAGUCAAACCAGGCCCCUAAGUUUCCAAGGGGUUCCAUGCUGGGAGAGAUGAUGGAUUCGCCAAUAGUUAGAGUAGCGCUUUUAGUUUUCUGUAGCUGUGCCUUCGUCCCAAUGAGCAUAAACUCAGUCUUAGAAUCAUUGAUCAUGAGUUUGUCAUUGAUCAUCCAGCUACGGAUGUCACAGAGGCACGCUUUCAUUGCUGCAAUGGUGGCGUCUUGAUCGGGAUCAUUGUUUGGAUUGAAUGCCAAAUAGAUACUGGUAUCAUCAGCGUAACUGUGCGCUGUUUGCAAGUGCUGGCUAAUGACAUAAAAAAGCUCACUAGUGUAAAGGGAGAACAGCAUUGAGCUGAGACAGGACCCUGUGGCACACCAAACUUCGGAUCAAAACCGUCUGACUUUGCACUGCCGAUUACAAUACGCUGGGAUCUAUUCGACAGAUAGGAUUUGAACCACGUUACUGCUUGAUCUUUAAUUCCAAAUUUGUAUUCCAGGCGCCGCAUGCAGUAAUAUAUCAUGGUCUACUGUAUCAAAGGCAGUGCUUAGAUCUAGGAACAGUAGUAAUGUGACUUGUUGUUUGUUCAUGCUGACAAGUAUGUCGUUGCGCAUGUGCAGUAAGGCAGUCUCCGUGCUGUGAUAUUUACGAUUGGCUGAUUGAACUUCUGGAAACAUCUGAUUGAAUGACACGUGAUCAGAGAUUUGUAGUGCAGCUGCCUUUUCAGUGAUCUCUGAAAGGAAUGUGAGAUUGCUGACAGGCCGAUAGUUUUUCUUUAUCAAAUCCACGUUGACUCUCUCUAACUUUGGUCUCAGUAAACCCUCUUUCCACAUGUAGUUUGUAGUUACUCAGAGGUACCAGUUAGUCUUAAGUGAACAUCAGUAGUAACUUGUCUGAUAUGGCAAGAGAAACUUUCUUUUUCAUUUGUAAACAUAAAUAGUUUAAUUUUUCAAAGCAUUGGUAGUGGUUAUCAGACCAAUCUACCUGUAAACAAUAAACACAUCCUGUUGUAAGCCCCUCUAUUGCUUGUAUUAAAAUUGAUUUAUUAUAGUACUUUGAGCUCAACUAAAACUGGUAAAUUCAAAAUCUCUUUUUAUCAGCACUGAUAUAGCUUGUUUCUAAGCGAUUUUCCUUUCCAUUUAUAAGCCCACUUAAUCUUUUGUAUUUAAACCCCUCCAUGUAUAAGCCCUCCUAAAACCUCUUACAAAGGUUUAACGUGUAAGUCGCACAUGGAGAUUGGGUGCCUAGGAACCUGGAGGCUGGAGCUGCCGACCCCUAACCUAGGUAGCAUGAACACCCCAAAAGCGUGCCCUACUUGCAACCUAGCCAUGAGCCCCCGCCUACCUCCUGAAGGACCUCUUGGCUGACCCAGCCUGAAGUGAUGUUCUGCUUGGAACUGAGAAAACUGUAAUGGAGACACUAAAUGUACAAGUGUUAAAGAUGAAAAUGAGUGGACAGGAACAGACAUGUCAGGAGAAUCUACAGAACUAGAACAAAACAAAGGCGCUAAGCAAUGCAGUCCACAAGGCUGGUCAGGGCGAACAGGAACGUUAUACUGUUUACAGGAAUCACUGUAGACGGCUGAACCCCUUCAGUACCUCCCCGCUGCAGGGGAGAGGGAGCGAGACAAUUGGUGCCAAAGGAAUGAAAUGGGCAGCAUACCCUCAGAUGGUCUCUGUCACAUGAGCUGCAGAUGUGGCAGAAGUGGCAGUCCCCAAAAUGUCAUAGGCACCGACCUCUGUUUCAUGAGAUAGUCAUACAUUAAAAGGGAAGGGCACUGUUUCCCCGGUGAGCUGCCACUGGUGUGGAUGGGCAGGAGGAUGACAGCCAUGAGGUGGGGAAAGCUGGUGAGCGCAAGUGAAAAUUUUAUAGGUCCAAAUUCAUCCUGGAUCAGUCAGAUGCACCAGUUGCGGCAGCAUCCCUCCCAAGGGCAAGGUCAUACUCUAGCCAUGCACGACCACAUUAUUGGCAGUUUGAAUGAUCAGCAACUUGUAUUUGGUCAGAUCUGACCAGUGAUGGGGAUGGGAAGCACAGAUCACCAUUUGGGAGAUGGUAAGAGCCUCAGUAUAAGUAAGGCUGUCGUCUACUUCAACCAGCUGACGCUUUUUGGAGACCAAUAACUUGCCAUCCAGAAAUGACUCGGGCUCCUGGUCAACAGCAUUGAGAUUUGCCAACAAUAAGCCUGCUAACUCCACAAAGUUGGCGCUAGUAAUUUUUCACCAGUUUCUCAGGAAAGGGCGCAUGACCGGGGCCCACUACAAGUGCCUUGUCGCACAGUGAGGCCAAACUGUCGCUGCCAAAAAGAGGCUGGAAGCAUGUGAUACCAUAAUUGGAGCAGUGAUCGAUUGAGCAAGGCCGUCCAAGCAAGAGCUGUUGAUGGUGAAAGUGGUGGUGAACAUAGACACAAAUGGAGGUAGUCUCAACGUACCUGAAGUGGAGGCAAGUGAGCUGGCAGCAACCAUUACUGAGCUGGAAACAACACUGAGGAAAAGGAGCUGCACUGGAAACCAGAGGCGCAUGGUUGUCUGCACAAAGGGUUGAGACGAAAGUCAUUAAAGAAUGUUGAAGUGCAUGGGCCACCAUGACCGUGAUCUUGUUUGGAAGUGAAUUUGAUGCUCCCGAUGAAGCCGUUGUGACUGCCACUGAAUCCCCAGAUGAUGGAGGAGUUGACUUAGAAAAAAUUGGCAACAAACCUGCCAACAAGCUAUUGGAUGUAGAUCACAAGGUGGACCACUGAAAACUUGGAAAAAACCACAAACAAAUGGGCCAACCCACGAGUACCACAUGACAGCACAAUGUGGCGAUAAAAACAGUAAAGAACUCCAAACUGAAUAAGACACCCUACAAACUCUGAGAAAAAAAAAGAAAACUGAGCAAGACGCCCCGAACACGAGGCAAUGUAAAACCACAAGCACAUGUAAAUGUACACACAUAAAUUACAACAGUAAACUGCUGACCCAGGGGGCACUGGAAAUUGCCCCGCAACAGGCCCAGUUCAGUAACGUAAACCCUGGCAAAAACACCAUAAUAUAGGAUAACUGCCACCUCGCCAAAUAAAACGCUAACAAAUGCAAACCCCAUGCUCAUGCCAAGCCAACUAAGUUAAAUAAGUGUAUUAUCUUAACCUCAUUUUAAAGUUCAGGGCUUAUAAUUGGCAGUUUACUCUUGAAAAAUUUCAGCAUUUCAGCAUUUCUUUCAAUUUGACCUGUUUUUCACCACCCACUAAAGCUAUACCACAGGUUCUUUGGAACCUGCCCCUUUAUUCUUUACUAUGUUACUCAAAGUGUCUUGGUAUUAAUUCACAGACCACCAGCAUCAAAAAAUCUGAGAGAAGAUAAUAAUCGCAAUAUGUAUGUUAGUGGGGUAACAGAGGUUGAAGUCAAAAGUACAGAAGAAGCUUACAGUAUCUUUUGGAAAGGUGAAAGGAUAAUAUUAUUGUUUUAUUUCAUGAAAUGAUUUGUGCAAAUUUCAAAAGUUGGCAUCAAUUUACAGUAAGUUACCUUAAAUUUUUUGUUCCUGUUAAAUAUUAUAAUUUUCAGGUUGGAGUCUUUAUUUUCAUGCCUUAUUUUCUAUUACUGUGUUUCAAUGAUGUCAUGUGUGCUGAAGGUGGGGAGAAUUUGUGUUUCUUUGACUGUUUAAAUUGGGUUUACUUCUCUCACCUGAAACUCUACUCCCUCCUUCACACUAAUAUAUUUCACUGGACAAGAAAUUUAUCUUCAAAUUCACAUUUAAUUUAAUUUCUAUAAUAAGAUGCACUCUAAAAAUUCAGAAGCAUAUGCUUCUGAUAAAAUGAAUUAAAUACCUCACUAGGUCAACUGUAAGUACUUAAAAGCAUUGACUUUCCUCUUGCUAGUACUUAUAAAUGCUAGACUGUUCUACACAACUCUAGAUCUGUCCACUAAUUAUUAGUAGGAGAGUAAAAAAUGAUACUGACUUUUAUUCCAAUGCAUGUAGACAGAAGUUACCAGUAGGUGAGAAAAGUGUUCCAAUAGACUGUAAAUAGUACAUUUUCUGUCACAUCUUAUGGUGUAUGUCAGGGUUGUCAUUAAGAGCCGGGGGCCGGGGAUUUUCCCAGGCUACUAAGAGAGUAGCCCCCGGCUACUUUUAUCGGAAAAUAGAAGAAAAAUAGAACCAAAAGAAAUCCCUGGCCAUUUGAUUCCCCGCCUACUUGUUGUAUUUACCCGGCAACUUGAAAUCUUGGUGACAACCCUGACAUUAUGUACUUAUUAUUUUGAACUUUGGAUACAGGCCAGAAGAAGAGACGUGUUGCUAAUACAGUACUGAAUCGAGAGUCAAGCAGAAGUCAUAGUGUUUUUGCUGUCAAAUUGGUGCAAGCUCCUUUGGAUCCAGAUGGAGAAGAGGUCUUACAAGUAAGUUUUUCAGCAUCCAUAUCUAAUUCAACUAUUUGAAUUGAACAAUAUUAGACAAUGUUGCUAAUAUGAUAAAGAGAAGAGGGCACCUAUUUUGUUUGGAAGAUUGUUUGUCUGGUUUGUUCACGGUGAUUUCCAGUUCAAGGAGAAAUCUUCAGCCUGUGGUCUUGAUAUAAUGAUUAACAGCCUUGGAUUCAGAUCACAUUUGUGGGGUGCUUACGUUUGGGUGGUAAUAUAGGUGGGUGGUAGUUCUAUGAAAGAAACUUUGUAAUCCUUUGUCUUUGUAUUGGUUCCAUCCAUUUAGGAUAAAGACCAGAUUGCGGUUAGUACUCUGUCAUUAUGUGAUCUGGCAGGGUCAGAAAGAACCAACAGAACAAGAGCUGGUGGAGACAGACUCAGAGAAGCAGGUACUUUACUUUGCAGCAAGUGAAAUCACAUCAAAUCACCUUCAGUAGAUUAUUUUUUUAUCUCUUGCCUUUCCCAUUCUUUCAUAGGUAAUAUCAAUGCAUCCUUAAUGACAUUAAGAACAUGUAUGGAGGUUCUGAGAGAAAAUCAGGGAAAUGUACAAAAUGGUAUUUCGCCAAAGGUUUGUAUGUACAAACGUAUGGCUUUUAUUUGUCUUGCCAUGGUGGCAGCUGCUUAUGAUAGUAGAAUAGGAUGGCCCAAUGAUUUUUCGCUCAAAAAGUAGAAGGACAUUUCAUAAUUUUAUUGUUUUCUUUGUUUUCAGAUUGUUCCUUACAGGGACUCCAAACUGACACAUCUUUUUAAGAAUUUUUUUGAUGGAGAAGGGAAGGUGAGAUUUAAAGAUGUGCACUCACUAAUUUUACUGCAGUUUGAAGUUAUUGACCAAGUGUGUAACUUUUUCAGGUUCGGAUGGUUGUUUGUUUAAACCCAAAUGCAGAUGAUUAUGACGAGAGUGUGGUGAGUAUGAAAUAAAGAUAGAUGGUAGAUUUUAAGCUCAGUAAAUGAAUUUGAAAGAUGCAAUAAUCAGCAUAUUGCAAAUUGGGACAGAAAAAAAGAAAUCUUACAUGUAAGUCUCUGACAGGAUUCAAACCUAUGACCCUCUGAACAGUCCCCUUAGCUACCGUGAAAUUCAUGGAGAUUAAGGCAACAUACCAGGAUCAUGAAAAAUGUUUUGUAAACAUUGUAUAUUCAAUUACCUGAAAAAUAGCUUGUUUUGUACCCGCUAAUGUACUUUUUUCGAUAUCCCUUUUUAGCAUGUCAUGAAAUUUGCUGAGGUUACCCAAGACGUUGUUAUAGCCAGACCUCAGUCUGUCAGGUACUAUGUGUAAAAAUAUAAAUUGUCUCUAAUUACCAGAAUUAUGACACAGCAUAAAGUUCAGUGGAAAGGAUAACUUUCAAACAACAAUAAAUCAUUGCCUUUUUGUCUGAUGUUCAUUCAAACCCCUAUCAAUUUUCAAAUAACUAAAGACGAAUAAAUUACGUAAAAUUUCAUACUUAUUAUAAAAUGUAUGUUUGCCAAUAUGUAUCAAAGUCAAAACUAAUAAAACUCUGCUGUUGUUUCGGAACAGAUUUGACACUGGUCUGACACCCGGAAGAAGGAGAGGUACGCAAGAGAUCUUUUGGGUUUCAAUAUGAUUGUACAAAAAAGGUCUCAUUAGCAUAAAAUUCGUUGAGUUUGUUUGGCCAAAUCAAUUCUCUUUCCCAAAUUUUUUUGUGAAACCUAGAUUAUCCCGUCAAUAUAAAAAAGGCAAGUGAUAUAAAAAUUACAAAACACUCACUCGUUACCAUAACUUAUAAAAUAACACUCACAAAAUUACCGGCUAAAGUUUCUGUUACAGAAUUAUGUGAAGAGGUCAAAAUACUGGAGUUGUGAAGCAUCUUCAUCAAAGAUGAUUGGCUAAACACUCCUUAAAUCCAUUACAGUUGUGACCAAAAACAUGUAAAAAGACUAUUUCAAAAUACAGCAUGUGGAAAUGGGCAGAAGCGUGCAAAGAGAAAAUUCACCUCAACAAACAUCUGAAAAUCAUGAGACAUGCAAAUACCCCAAGUACUAAAAAUACCCAAAUUUAAAAUAAAAGAUGUCUACUGCAUGAUUUCAUUGGAAAGCAUGAGAAAACUAGCCGCAAACUGUGCUGCAAAUAAAGGUAAAAAUGACUUGUCAUUUCCCUCAGAAAAAGGCCAGGGUAAUGUUAAAACUGUAACUUAAAUAUCUUGCAUUGUAAGGUGUAAACAUAUUUGAACGUGUAAGAACAAAUCAAAUACGCAUCGAUCCCUGUUUCUCACCUUAACACCAUUCACUCUUUCCACAAAACAAUAAUUUGAUUAAAUUUCUUCUCUUUUUUUCAUAGCGAAUCAAAUGUACAAGGAAGUUCUUGCUCAUGUUGAGGAGAAUGGCAAUAAAGGUAAUCCACUAUGUGUGAUUUGCCCAAUAAACUGAACAUAAACAAUAAGAAAGGCAUUUUGCGAAACUCCUUUGUCCAUUUUGAUUUUCUUUUGUAGAUGAAGUGAUCGUAGCCAAACCACUGCACACUAUGGGCCCACCUUUUCCAUUGUUUGAAGUGAGUGAAUUACUUUUGUUUUCUUCUUUCGGACGAACUUGUUGAGUUUUAAUAAUUGCUAAUCUGUUGUAUAGUAUCUUACGUUUUGAACUCAUUUCAUUGCAGCUGAAUUCUGCAGAAGAUAACAACACGUUGAUAACCUUGAUAAAUUUCCUUCAAGAUAGACAAAGGCGAAGGCAGACCCUCAUAGAUGAUUUGUCAAGGAAGGGUAAAUCAAUGUGUGAAGUUUUGAUUAUCUGACACUUGAAGUGAACAUCCUUGAUCAGUAUGUGAACCCUUUCCUUGGACUUGUCAUUAAGGGUCACAUCAAUUCCUUUUUCCUUCUUUCUCUUGCAGAGGGAAUUUUCAGGGCUCAUCUCUUAGAAUUAGAAAAGGAAAACAGCCAAGCGAAUGGGGUAAGUAUAUAUUGACGUCGUUUUGAAGUACACCUGCAUGGGUAUACUCAGCAGGUUUUUAUCCAGUUUGCACUUUCCACCGUGAUUUUCGGGACUUCAACAUUCUGUAUUCGUGAUAAGCGCUUACCAAACAAUCUUGCUGGUCUAUCGGCUUGAGCUAAACUCUUUCUUCUCCCAUCGAUUUUUGUCCUUUAGAUUAUUACAAACCUCAAGGCAACGAUUGAAGAGAAAGACAGGUAUUUAAAAGAACAGAUAGACGUAAGUUUUAGGGCUGUUUUUGCGCCAACCAAGGCUUGCGAGAGAGACAGGAAGGUUGAGAGAGCGUGGUCCAAGAAAGAAGUGCCGGGUUUAGUAGUGGUCUAAGCACACCACCUUUUGAUUUAUUUCUAAAUAUUAAAUUUUUUUGUUUACAAAAAGUUGCUUUGUGAAAAAGAGAGAGCUCGCCUGUUGUGUCCCUCUACUAUACUGUAAGACAUUAGCACAGUGAUUUAUCUCUUGAUGUUGGUAGCCUCUUUACUUGCUCCUCGCCACUGGAGGCAAGACGUCUCUCUUCGAAUUUUUUUUUUGCGCUGGAAACGGCGGAGAGCGAUAGGGGUUGCUGUAUUCGCAGCCUACAACUUCGAGGAUAGAUAAAGUUCAGUUGCAUAUAUGUAGGUAACUCUUUUUUUGAUUGUUAUUUCUAGAGACAUACAGAAGCUUGAAAGAAGGUUGAAGGCUCUGUCACAAAAGGUAUAUAUAGUGUGUAUUAUUAAACGGUUUUUAUUUGUAGGUGAUUAUUUUGUGCUAACCUCAGAAGUACCUCAUCAUGUCAUGAUUUUCCUCUCCGUAGAACGAGAUGCUCAUGAAAACAGCUGAGCUGUACGAGCAAGACAAGAAAGAACUUCAGUACGAGGUACAAAGUCUUGUGCAAGAAGCUUAAUGCAUCUGUCAACACGUUAAGGUUUAUUUUGACCGACUCCGCCCGAACACGGGACCACUUCUCAAUGUCCCGGAUGUCGUUUUUUUAUGGUAUAGAGAUUCAGGGUCAUGUUUCUAUUAAAUAACUCAUUGAAAAUUCAAGGACACUAUUUAAUCAGCGUUGAAUUACUAUAAAUAAUAACCAACUGACUAGAGCUGAUUAGCUCUUGUAACCAAAUCAGAUUUGAUUCAAAACGGCUUUCGAGUGCAGGGAAACCAACGUCUUGGCAAUGGCUUCGGUCGGUUGGCAGUGAUGGAGGCGAUGUUAAGCCGAAUCUGGUUUUAACAUACAGUAGAACCCUGGUAACUCGAACUCUGAAGGGAAAACAGUUCGGGUUAGCCGGGGCUCGAUUGUCACUGUUAGUAAUUGACAGUAACUGAUUAUUUGGCAUUUCAGUGCAUAGUGCAGUGCAAAUUUACUUAUUUCAUUAAGAACGGUGACAUGAUUAUGGAUUUUUACGAUAAAACGUGAUCUUUUCGUUGCAUUAGUUAAGACAAGUUUGUGUAGGGUUACUUUUAGGGCGCUUUCUAUUUGUCAGAACUGGCCUGCCAGACCAGUCAGUUACCAAAUGAAAUCGGCUUUCUCCAAACGGGUUUUUGCUGAAAGACCAUCUCGUUCGUGCAUACUACUAAUUUAGGAUUUGACUGAUGUGGCUGGAUAGUUUUGAUUAAAAGUAAAAUUCUUAUAACGACGGGAAUGUUCUGGCCGUUCAUUUCUGACACAUGAAAAGUGCCCUUAGUGUUUCUACCGAUUUUACGAUAAGAGGAGGUAAUGGGACGACUUCCGAGUGGAGUGAAAUUUUGAUCAAGGCAAAGGAAAUUUAGUUCGAGUUAACCGAGUAAAAAUGACUGAAAAUUGAGUGAAAUCCCAGGGAAAUAAGACUUAUAUAGUUCGAGUCAGCGGGCCGGGGAGUUCAAGUUAUCCAGAGUUCGAGUUGUCAAGGUGCCACUGUAUCGUAUUUCAGUUUUACAACUUACUUUUCAUGUCCUAAUAACUUUAAUGAUCUUCUCAUUGCAUUGUUCGAUGAUUACUAAAUUGCUUGUAUGACUCGGAUUCAUAUUUUUUCCAGCUGGAUGAUCAGAAGAAAAGAGCAGACAAAGAAAAAAAUGACAAAGUCAAAAUGAGACAGGUUAGGAUUAUUAGAUGUCAAAUUUGCACAAGCAGCCUCUUAAUUAAGAGAAUUAGAGAGAAUGAAGGCAAUAUUCUUGCUUCAGUUAAUACACGCAUUAUCUGGGCUCCUUUCCCACUAAAGAGCCAACUAAAGGCGACACCCUUUUCUGCGUUAUUGGCAUCAACCUGCGACGCGACAAAUUUUAACGUUUGCCUUUCCUACAAGAAUAAAGAACCAAAAGAAAAAGUGGGUUUACACUGUUUUCAGCUUUCCCUGCUAGCACAGUGUCGAGAGAAAUUUCUUUUUUUUUUCGCCGAUAAUAAACAGAAUAUAACUCUCAUUCAUUUGCUGCGUCAUUUUUGCCUGUCGCCACAUACUACUCUUUAAAAGCUGCUUUUUUAAAACUUGUUUUCUUUUCCUCUCGUAAGGCUUUGAAAGGUGUGGUUUCACAAGAAAAAGACAAAUGGCAGCGAGAAUGUGUAAGUGUGAAGGGUUUGAUUGAUGCGUUUAAGUGUUAAACAGUUAAAAGACCUCCCUGGGUUGGCCGGAUGGGAAUAACACGAAACAAAGGCCGCUCGAGAGAGGAACUUGCCUGAGAGACGGGUCCGGGAAAGGAAAAAGCCUGUUGACAGGUUACAGAGGUAGCCCAGCUAGAGCAUUUGACAAUCAAACAAGUUCACAGGCUGAACCUUAGACAUCAUGUUUGACUUCAAUUUUGUUCUACUCUUCUUAAAAAGAGCUUGUUUAAGGGCUACUGGAAACAGAUAGACUAUAUUUUGUAUACUGUAAUCCUCUCCUUUCUAAUCAUUAUUAUGGGGGAAGUUUUGUUUUAUUUAUCUUAUUCAGUUUUCCGACCCUAUGAAAGGCAGAGCUUCCUUAACAGCCUUUACUAACGCUUUGAAAUGUUUUAUUACAUAGUCCAAACGGGUUAAAGACAAAGAGAUGGAGAUGCAGGCCAAAAUGUGGCAGAAGGAUGAAAAGUUGCGACAGCUCAAGGAGAUCGUUCAGGUAUGCCGCGAACAUGUCUCUCGCAAGCCUGUUACAAGACCCUAGACCUACAAAAAAAGUCCUAAACUGUAUGAAAAUGGUCACAUUAAAUUUAUCCGCUUGACCUACAAUUGUAGGUAGAUACAGAAUGGUUUUUCCAGGCUGAAACAUGACGCUGGCCCGUAGAAUAUGAACAACUUUGGAUCAAACGAUAGGUUUUAAUGUGGCACAGUUGUACUGAAGUAGAAGGAAUAAAAGGCAUGCUAAAGUAUCUUUGUUUUUGAAAUUCCAGUUGAAUGUGUUUGACACUGGAUGUUUUUUGUUUUAUUCCUUCAGAACAUGAAACCAAACGAAAGAACGUUAACUCGUGCCCAGGCCAAAGCAGCAGCUGUACCUCGAUCCAAGUCUCCACCGCCCGUGGCGAGAAAGGUAGUAAAGGUCCCUGGGUUAGAUGGUGUCAUUGACUUGACAGUAGCUUUUAAAAAUAUGGCCUUUACUAUGUAUUCAACCUGAUGCUUAUUUUCCAAGAGUCCUAUACCUCAUUGAAACACACUUCACUCGCUUUAAAGAACUUCUGAGAGGUCGACUUGUAGCAAGUUAGUAAGUCUACUUCCGUUUAGAUAUGAAAUGGGUAAAAUAUCAUUGCUGGUUGGAACAGACUCGACUUGUCGUGUGGGCAUGGUCAAUGGUUUCGUUGGAAAUGUGGCUCAAUCACACAGAUUAUCAUUUAAAGUGUUGGGCUAUAUUUUGUUGUACAGUAAGUGUUGAAUUAUCUUGGUUACAUUUCAGCCACCCAUUAAAUCACGUCAUAGACGGUCAAAAUCAUCGGAUUGCUGGAUAGAACACAAACCCGCCACACACUUAGAAACAGGUACGUCACAUCCACCUGAAGGUAUACUUUUAAAAAUGUUUUCAAUCAACGUGGAAAUUACUUACGGCUGUACGAGCUUUUCUGCGUUUGCGUGCCGCCGUCAUUCUGAUUGGCUCAUUAGAUGCGGUCCACCUCCAGCCUUCUAAAUUUGAUCAGAGUAAUUAACUCGAUUUUGGUUUCACGAAUCGUAUAAAGUACCUGAUUUGUAAAUUGAAAACCCAUCAGCAGACGUUGUUUGUUCUCGCGCCUUAACUGAUAAUACGAGUAUAUCUUUGCUGUAGCUCGGCUGUUAAGGUUGUUAAGGAGAGGAUAAUUUCUUUGCGGUAUUUAUUAUUUACUAUCACCAAUGUCUUGACAGAUACCGUUCUCAAGCCAUCACUCAGGAACAAGAAAACUGUUUAUAGACCAGAUGAGAAGGACUUCAGACAGACUCACGUAAGUUGAUGAUGCGCCUGAGUGUAUUGUGUUCCUCCUAGCCUCCGAACAAGCUCCGGCUCCAUUUGGGGGAGUCUCAAUAAGUCACAUGACGGAACGCGAAAGGAGACGCUAGUCCAAGGGACUCCGUUUCCUCUGCCUCUCAUGAUUUCGUCGCUCGCUUGCUCGCUCGCUUCCUCGGCGUUCUCUCACAGCUCGAUUCGCUCGCCAUAAAUUGCUCACAGGCUGUGUUCCUCCUAACAGACUUGGCUACAUGUACUGUUUUUCUUUUUUCAACAUGCAGGCCACAAACUAUGUUUUGGCUCAUCAGGAGGAAGAUUCCGCUGGUGAAAUAGAGACCAAGUUAAUCAAAGUGAGUCCAAAAUUGUUUAUCCUCUUGUUGCAUUUAAUUGUUAGCAUGUGACUUCAAACGUUGGUUUUGAAUGGGCAUCACUGUAAGCGAACCGUCACCGGAUGCAGUAGAACAGUUAUGACGGAGUUGAUUCUAAAGGACUGUAUCCUAGUUCCGAAAAAGAAAAUUGUUGUCUUGAGUUCACGUCCUCCAUGAAACGUAAGACCAGGACGUUUCAAGUCGUAAUCGUGCAACAACGGCAAUUAAACUUACAAAGAAUUGUGAUGUACGUGCAAUGUUGUUGCAUUGCUUAUCGGAACCUAUUGCUUUUUCGCCGUUCUCAUGGUCGUCGCCAUCGUCGUUGCUUAAGCUCCCUACUGUGAGAUUAGGAAGCUCGCCUUCUAUUUCUGUUAAGGAUAAUUCAAGUUUGAUGCGAUUGGCAGGGCGACGUUUUCCAAACAGUGGGAGGAGGUCACUCUAUUCAGUUUACAGAAGUUGAAACUCUGAAAACAAGAUCUGAUGAACUUACAAGUCCUGGAAGGUUUGUACUAGUCGUUACAAAGUCUGGCUGCUGUAUUUGUAACACCUUUUGGUAGUGAUUACAUUGAACACUUUUUCUCACUAGAGUGGCCAAUUUGAAAAGUAUACAAAAAUUCCCAAUUGAAUUUGGUAAAAUAUUGAAAUAGUACUAUUAAAGAGGUUAGGAUGGCGGGCACUGCAGCAUUUCAUCCACAGACUCAACAGGUAAAACUUCCUUACAACUGGACUUCCUCCAUCAUUCGUCACUCAGGGAGUGGAAGAGUGAGGAAAUUUCCCGUGCUGUCAUUGAUCAAGUCUUCUGCACACAGCAGGAUAGAAAUUGGUGUUAUACUGUAUUAAUCUUAGAGCUUCAUGCCUCACAAAGUUCUUAGAACUUGAGCUACAAGAUGAACACUGUAUCGAUACCAAAAUCUAGAUACACUCUGAGAGCAUCAAAUAUGAUUCUAUGUGAUUGUCUUGUAAUUCCCACUGUCUGUUUGAAUACUACAGGAAAAGGCGAGCGUCUGAUUCAAUCGAUGAUGAUAGCCGCUCCAGUUGGACGGAUGUAGAAACCAGGGUAAGCACGAGUUCCAUAUAAUUCUUCACCACCUGACUAUAAUUGGUGUUGCCGGAUUUGUGACUGUUUCAUUAAGCCUCCUUCAUGCACUAACGUUUGUUUCAAGGAGUUGUUUGUCACUCCAACUCGCUCUCAAGAAGGCGUGGCCGGCUACUCAAAUCUUGAUAUUGUUUGUCCUUGUAUCUAUUUUUGAACCCCAAAGUAGCCUUGAAGUGUUUGUUUCUUCCUUGUAACCUUGGGGUCCCUUAGCCCUUGGGCAUUGGCGCAUUCAGAAUUUCUGUACUCAACCCUACUGAUAAGCUGUACUUUUUUUGUACUUCCAGUGUUCCACAGCGAUCGAAGGCCGACCAGGAAUGGGCCCCAGUUACAGCCACACUGCAUCUAAGUACGUACUAUUUAGCAAUUAUUCCUCGAGCCCGGAUGGGCCUUCGGCCUCAUGGACUAUUGACUCAGAGGCCAUGAGGGCGAGAGGAAUAAUUGUUUUAGUAAAAUCCAACUAGUUGGUCAAAAAUAUCGAGAAUAGAAAAUUUUAGCUAGUUAAAGCUGGACUUUAAUCCCUUUUUGCCGCCAAAAGCCCGUGCUUUUCGCUACUAGUGGGCUAUAACAUAUAGCCUAGUAGUAGCUCAACCAAUCAGAACGCAGCAUUCAUAAUAGACCAGUAGUUGGAUUUUACUAAUAUAUAAUAGCAAAGUUGCUUCAACUUGCGCGCAGGGGUAACGUUUGAAAAAGUGAAAAUACUACUUGUGGAAGAAUUAAGUGACCAGUUUUUCUUCACGUUAUUUAUGCCAAUACCUUCUUUGUUUGUCUUACCUUAGAGUGUCUUAUGUUUCCAGUGUGAAUCAUGCCUUUCAAGGCUCCUCCCUACGUUUAUAG
Porites lobata is the source of this 21275-nucleotide messenger RNA. Lineage: Eukaryota; Metazoa; Cnidaria; Anthozoa; Scleractinia; Poritidae. The record is from the annotation of a GenBank genome assembly.